AUGAUUCAUUACAUAGAAAACACUCAACCAAUGCUCAAAAUCAUUUCAACGAUCUGCACCCAGGUGCCUCCUGUGUUUCGAGAUGGUGGAACGUUUGCUCUUGAUAUUGAGGCUUGCGGUGGUGAAAGGAUGUUGUGUCAGGAUGGCCACGAAUGGAUGAAGCCAUCUGGUAGCAGUAGGUACUUUCGUUUCGAUGGCGAUGAUAAUAUAACGCGUGUGGAUCGUGCAGGUGUCGCUCCGACAGCUGAGCGGUUUGAUAUACAGGUUGGCGGCCUUGCUUUCGUAAAGUUUCAGGUGUCAUGA
Molecule: messenger RNA, 303 nt
Organism: Cooperia oncophora
Lineage: Eukaryota; Metazoa; Nematoda; Chromadorea; Rhabditida; Trichostrongylidae
Source: the annotation of a GenBank genome assembly